Molecule: messenger RNA, 4213 nt
Organism: Oryzias melastigma (Indian medaka)
Lineage: Eukaryota; Metazoa; Chordata; Actinopteri; Beloniformes; Adrianichthyidae
Product: rap guanine nucleotide exchange factor 4
Exons: 27
Coding region: 720-3215 (831 amino acids)
Biological process (GO): Ras protein signal transduction; positive regulation of GTPase activity
Cellular component (GO): plasma membrane
Molecular function (GO): guanyl-nucleotide exchange factor activity
Source: RefSeq, a predicted model, not a curated record
UGUGCACGGACUCAUUUAUGUGCACGGACGCAUCUCUUUCAAGGACUGAAAAGCAAGAAGAUGAAGGCAGUGGUGUGUUUGAUGCGAGGAUGAAAGAAACGAGGUGCCGCUUCGUAAUUCUGACGGAAGAGGGAUGAGUAAACAGGGUUUAAAUCCUACAGAUGUGUGUGCGUGUGUGUACUCCCCCUGAACAUUACUGUUGAUGCACCCGUGUCCUGGAGCAUAACAACUACUACACUAAUAGGCUUUUCUAUUUAAAUUUCCUGUAUUAUUAGUCUAAUUAAAUGUCCCAUCACCUGCUCUGCACAUCCCGUUUCCACUUCCUCUAUUGGCCACGUUUCUUUGCAAACCUUCUUCCUGUCCUGCCUUCCCAUUUUCAGCCAACUGCUUAGUGCUCCACCAGAGCCUCUGAGUGUUACAGAGAUUCAGAUCACCCUGGUAACCUGUGAGAGAAAGUGCUUUGGCUCUUGGCUCCAUCACAGCGAGGGAGGGCGGCUGAGAGACAGAGACAGACACUGGGCCGACUGUGUCGGUAGGAGGGAGGAAGAGGGUGGCAGAGAGGAGGAGAGCGGCAUGUUUUGUACAGGAUGCAAGGCGGUGGCGUGCAUGUGAGUUGUAGGGGGAGCAGAGGGCAGCUCUUGCCUGUUUGACAGUUCAGUGUGUUGCCUCAGAAGUAUCGUCAGAGUCUGGCUGGACUGUUAGCACCCCCGUAUGGAGCCAUGGAGAGUGGAUCAAACAAUGACAGACUUACAGAUAAAGACAACAUGAACUCAGAAUCUGGAAGCAAAGCUCACAACAAGAUUCCAUCAGAAAAGCUCCAGAGAGCAGGAAAGGUGCUUCGCAACGCCAUCCUAUCAAGGGCGCCCCACAUGAUCCGAGACAGAAAGUACCACCUUAAAACAUACAGACAAUGCUGUGUAGGAACAGAGCUGGUGGACUGGUUGGUGAUGCAGAGCGCCUGCGUGCUCACAAGGUCCCAUGCUGUAGGAAUGUGGCAAGUGCUGCUGGAGGAAGGGGUGCUCAAUCACGUGGACCAGGAGCUGGGCUUCCAGGACAAGUACCUCUUCUAUCGCUUUCUUGAUGACGAAGAUGAGGACACGCCAUUGCCUAGUGAGGAAGAGAAGAGAGAGAGUGAGGAGGAGUUACCAGAAACCAUCCUCUUCCUCGCUCAGAUUGGCCCUGACGCACUGCUGCGCAUGAUCCUCAGGAAAUCGCCUGGUCAGAGGACCGGGGAUGACUUGGAGAUCAUCUAUGAUGAGCUGCUUCACAUCAAGGCCUUAGCUCACCUCUCCAACACUGUGAAGCGUGAACUGGCGAGCGUUGUGAUCUUCGAAUCCCAUGCAAAAGCCGGAACUGUGUUGUUUAACCAAGGAGAGGAGGGCACAUCGUGGUACAUCAUCCUGAAAGGCUCCGUUAAUGUGGUUAUCUAUGGCAAGGGAGUGGUUUGCACUCUUCAUGAGGGAGACGACUUUGGGAAGUUAGCUCUGGUCACAGACUCACCUCGUGCUGCCUCCAUCGUCCUGAGAGAGGACAACUGUCACUUCCUCCGCGUGGAUAAGGAAGACUUCAACAGGAUACUCAGGGAUGUGGAAGCUAACACAGUGCGUUUGAAAGAGCACGAACAGUCUGUGCUGGUUUUAGAAAAGAGUCCCCGAGCGUCCACACUGGGAGGCAUCAAAUACACUGUGAUAUCAGGAACACCAGAGAAAAUCCUUGAGCACUUCCUGGAAGCUAUGAGACUUGACAUACAUCACAAUGAACCAGACCCGGCGGUGGAUGAUUUUGUUUUGAUGCACUGUGUGUUCAUGCCCAACAGCCAGCUGUGCCCUCUGUUGAUGGCACACUACCAUGCUGCGUCCCCGCCUGGCUCCGAACAGGAGAGGCUGGAGUACGCACUCAACUGUAAGAGGAGAGUUCUAAUUCUGGCUCUGCGCUGGGCAAACGCACACACCUACCUGCUGCAGGAGGAACCUGCUGCCGUCUCCUUUUUGGAGGAGUUGUACGGAAGUGUAUCGAAUGAUUCUCGGAUACUAAGAGGUCUCAAAGACUUGGCUGUUGAUCUAGAGAAGGUGGUGAAGUUACACUCUGAAGAAGCUAAAUCGACAAAAAGGAAAACUCUGAUACGACAAUUCAGCAAUGGAGAGGAAAGACUCCAAAAGAAACAGCCCAUCAAGAAUCAGGAUGACAUUCUUCUGAAGGUGUACUGCAGCGAUCACACCUAUACAACAAUUCGGAUUGCGGUGGCCGCAACAGGCAGGGAAGUGAUCAGCGCGGUGACCGACAAACUCGGCACAACUGACGAGCUUCUCCUGGUGCACCUCAGCUCUGCCUCUGAGAAGCAGAUCCUGAAACCCAAUGACGUAUCAGUGUUCUCCACUUUAAGCAUUAACGGCAGGUUGUUUGCUUGUCCUCGAGAUCAGCUCAGUGGAUUGACUCCUCUUCCAGAUCAAGAAGGUCCCUCUGCCGGCUCCAUGUCAACUUUUGAGCUGAUGAGCUCCAAGGAUCUGGCUUAUCAAAUGACAAUGUUUGACUGGGAGCUCUUUAGCUGUGUACAUGAGCAUGAGCUGCUUUACCACACAUUCGGUCGGCAGAGCUUCCGGAGAACCACGGCUAAUCUCGAUCUGUUCCUGCGGAGGUUCAACCAGGUUCAGCUGUGGGUGGUCACUGAAGUCUGCCUCUGUAAUCAACUCAGCAAACGAGUGCAGCUCCUCAAGAAGUUCAUCAAGAUUGCUGCACACUGUAGGGAGUUCAAGAAUCUUAAUUCAUUCUUUGCCAUCAUCAUGGGAAUGAGCAACCCUGCUGUCAGCAGACUGAGCCAAACGUGGGAGAAACUUCCCACCAAGUUUAAGAAGUUCUACGCUGAGUUUGAAAGCAUGAUGGAUCCAUCUCGAAAUCACAGGACUUACAGAAUUACUGUCACCAAACUGGAACCACCAAUCAUCCCUUUCAUGCCACUUCUACUCAAAGACAUGACAUUUACCCAUGAGGGCAACAAGACCUUUAUUGACAACAUGGUAAAUUUUGAGAAAAUGCGGAUCAUUGCAAACACGAUUCGUCAAGUGAGGCAUUGUCGAAGUCAACCAUUCAACCCUGACAUUUGCCAGCCGAACAAGAAUCAAGCGGAGGUGCGUGGCUACGUAAGGAAGCUCUGCGUGAUCGACAACCAGAGGGCGUUGACCCAGCUCUCCUACCGGCUGGAGCCCCGACGGACAUGAGACCCAAAUCUUCUUCUUACUUUGUGAAGUUAUCAUGAAACACACAAACAUACUCAUUCUUAUGUGCUUUAAAAAAAAACAAAGAAACCUGGACUUUUAGUAGCAAACGACACCAGUCAGUGACUUUGGCAUUAUUACGGACUAUCUCCAUUUAAGGACUUCUACUGUGCCGUUAAACGCCUCCUCCUGCUGAACUAAUGACUGUCCAGCUGCUCUUCUUUUUGCUGUGUGGACUUUCAGAACGAGACUUUCUGCUGAGCAGGUUAUUUCUGUUGGGACCUGUUAGAUAGAACUGUAGUGUAUAGAACUUGAAUUGGUAUUUUGCAUGACUGAACAUCAUAGGUUUUGUGUUCUAUACAGUGGACUUCUAUCUAGAGCAUCCUAUACUGUUAUGCUACGUGAAGAAGAAAAAAAAAAAAAACUCCUCUACCCGUAAACUGUGGAAAUGCUAUAUUCCCUUAGUUAUUCCGAAAUCUGAGAGUACGUAUUUAUCCAUACUUUAGAACCAGAAAUUUCUCUUAAUAGAGCUUUUAAAGUCUUUAGGAUCUCCUUUAGGUAAAUCUGAGUAUUCCUUCCCGAAGAGAGUAUUUCUUUGGUUCUAGUAGCACUAUGGAACAAUACUCAAAGUGGUCAGGGUAGUGCAGUUACUUUUUUGGUUUCCAUUUGAUCAUUUCACAGAAAAAUUAUCAUUUUAUUUUAUUUUUUAUUUUUUAAAUGUCAGCUUUACCUUCAUUAAGACAUUUCUUCAUUACCAGCCUAAACCUAACUAUGAAAGGACUAUUUGUCAUAUGUAUUUGUUGUGUUGAGUCUGUGUGGUUUUCAUUUCUUGCAUAUAUGAGCGUAGAUUUUGAGUGUCGGUCGUUUGUUUUUAUUUGAUCUUGGGAGCUUCUUCUGUGACGAUGUGUGUUGAGAACUGCCGUGUGGCUGGCUUUGCCCAUGCAGCCUGUAAGUGUAUCGUGUGUGUAGUCUGCUUUGUAAAUAAAGAAUAGCUAAACUAA